Molecule: messenger RNA, 823 nt
Organism: Saccostrea echinata
Lineage: Eukaryota; Metazoa; Mollusca; Bivalvia; Ostreida; Ostreidae
Product: androgen-induced gene 1 protein-like
Exons: 7
Coding region: 16-732 (238 amino acids)
Cellular component (GO): endomembrane system; membrane
Source: RefSeq, a predicted model, not a curated record
CGGAAGUAGAUCGUAAUGGAGAAGAGCUUCGUCUUCGUUUAUCACACAGUACUGUUUAUCGCCCAUUCAGUGGCUUAUAUCUACGAUUGUAAAUACAUCGUCACCAAUGAGACAGAGACUGUGUUCACUUAUAAAGGAUACGGGGGGAAAUUCAAAUACCUGACCAAUUGGAACUUCAUAAUCCAGACAGUAUAUUUUGGGCUCUGUGUGGCCAAUGAUUUCUGUGGAACAAAUGUCCGGCCCUCAGAGAAAGGUCAGCGAUGCCGUCUACAGAGGUGGAGGGACAACUUCCUGGCAACCAUCGUGUUUCCAGUGGGAAUGUUUGUCGUUUUAACCUUUUGGGGUAUUUAUGCCAUAGACAGAGAAUUGGUGUAUCCCAAAGAACUUGAUAAAGUCAUUCCAUCCUGGCUUAAUCACAUUAUGCACACCACCAUUCUACCUUUUUUGUUGAUAGACAAGUUCUUAGUUUACCAUCAGUAUCCAAGCAGAAGAGCUGGCUUCAUCACACUUCUCUCCUUAGCAUUAACUUACCUAGCCUGGAUCCUAUGGGUGGCCUUCUAUGCCAAUAUCUGGGUUUAUCCCAUCCUUAAGGUUCUAUCACCUCACCAAAAGGCUGUGUUCAUUAUGGCCCUGCUAGUCUUUUUCAUAUUUCUGUACCUUCUUGGAGAAUUUAUCAACAAAACUCUCUGGGAUAAAGAGAGGAAACAUGUAAAGAAAGUGAAAUCCAGUUGAUGACAAUGCAUUGUAGAUGUCUAUUUAUAGAAACCAUGCGAUCUGUAUCAAAUUACAUAGUUUUGUUGUCAAUGCAGUUUAUGUAGGAAAA